AUGAAACAAGAUAAUACCAGUAGUACUAAUAUUUUCGUACAGUUAAAAAAUAAUGUGUUAAAUGACUACUUUAAUCAAACCAUUAAAAACAAUAAUAAUUUAUUAAUUUUAGAUUUAUUUAAUUUGAGCUUAGUUAUAAUUGGUCUUUUACAGUGUAUUUUUAUGUUGUUGAUCCGUGAUACUUUUCCAUUCAACGCAUUUUUGAGUGGUUUUAUAAGUUGUGUUUCUCAAUUCGUUUUAAAUGUAAGUCUAAGAUUACAAAUAGUUUCACCAUUCCGUAAUAUUAGUGAGAAAAGGGCCUUUGCUGAAUAUAUUUUCACUUCAUUAAUCUUACAUUUUAUAUGCCUACAUUUUAUUAAUUAA
Messenger RNA from Saccharomycodes ludwigii, 363 nucleotides. It is a transcript of the gene OST2, whose product is annotated as dolichyl-diphosphooligosaccharide-protein glycotransferase. Gene Ontology annotation, cellular component: membrane; oligosaccharyltransferase complex. Gene Ontology annotation, biological process: protein N-linked glycosylation. The record is from RefSeq and is a predicted model, not a curated record. NCBI's taxonomy places the organism in Eukaryota, Fungi, Ascomycota, Saccharomycetes, Saccharomycodales, Saccharomycodaceae. The coding region runs from base 1 to 363 and encodes 120 amino acids. The transcript has a single exon.